This is a messenger RNA of Uncinocarpus reesii 1704, 411 nucleotides long. RefSeq lists its product as uncharacterized. NCBI's taxonomy places the organism in Eukaryota, Fungi, Ascomycota, Eurotiomycetes, Onygenales, Onygenaceae. The transcript has 2 exons. The record is from RefSeq and is a predicted model, not a curated record. Bases 1 to 411 code for a protein of 136 amino acids.
AUGGCCACUGAUCGAACCCUGGGUUUCAACCAGCCACAGUCGAUGAGCGACGACGCUAAAAAGCAGUUAGACGAUUUGGCUGACUGGUUCAAGACAGCCAAUGUAGAGAAAGUCAGAACACACCUAUCGCAUUAUACUGGCAAAGACAGCUUAGACAAGAUGCAACCCUUACUGAAAGAGCUGGGUCUUUAUGAAAAGGGUAGUGGAUCUAUAUUGUGCAGGCUCUCUGGACGAGAAACUAUUGCGAAGGACCGUGGUUUCGAUAAUAUUUUCAUCCCAUUAUCCCACGAGUUUUCGAUAGGCAACCAUACUCUCCGACCCGGACAAUAUAUCCGUUCCGAAUGCUCUCAAGUUCUAGACACAUUCACCGAUUUCGUCUUAGUUCUAGUACCGGAAAAAUCGCAGAAAUGA